Marchantia polymorpha subsp. ruderalis is the source of this 1095-nucleotide messenger RNA. Lineage: Eukaryota; Viridiplantae; Streptophyta; Marchantiopsida; Marchantiales; Marchantiaceae. The record is from the annotation of a GenBank genome assembly.
CCGACUUGAGUUUAUCUUGCUGGUCAGGUGCGGAUGUGCAGGUGGACGGCAAGAGCACGAAGUGUCGUGUUGAACUCACCGGCAUAAGGUACCUUGCUUUACGGACGGCCUCCUUGCCGAACUGUCUUCUGACUUGGACGCACUCGAGUAGCUGCUUCGGGAGCUACGGGGAAUGAGCGAUGCUUACCUCAGCCCUAGGGGCUUGCCCCUAGUUGUGUGCAUCUCUUUUGUCUCUGUGACCCUGAUUGGGGUCCGGCCUUAAUGUUCCUACCUCUGCUUCACCUGUGAUAGUUCUGGCCCGGCUAGCUAUACGCUCUAGACAAGUUGGGCAGCAGUUUUCGUAAAUCUCACUGACUGGCGCCUAAAGUCUAUUUUGUUUCAAUCCAUAGUUUUUUUGAGUGCAGCUGGAGAAGUUCAAGAACAGUUGGAAUCAUGCCUCGGCUUCACAUGGCGAUGGUUGUUUCUGUGCGUCUUGCCCAAAGCUUUUUUCGAAUUCACACAUUCACCGAGUCGCGCUUUCACUUUCCGACCAAGACCUUCAUGUGUCACGUCGUCUACAGGCAGGCAGGAAAGGGAGUACAAACAGGAAUCACCGCCCACCCUUUGGGCCAGUCCAGGAGCAAGCGAAGCAAAAGGGAGAAAGGCCAAGAACGCAAACAAUCUUCUUUAUCCACAAAAGCAAGGACUCGAAGUGCCGCGCUUCUUGUUUCUCCUCUUUUAUCCACAACGAGCCCCACGGCGACCGUUCGCUGUGUGCUUGACACUUUUCCCUUGGAGGCCAUGGCAGUCUGGAUUGAUACCUUGCCUCGCAUUCCUUAUCAUGUCAAUGCAAUGCGGGAUGCGGAAGGGAGACAUUUCUUCUCCCAACGACCGAAAGCUGAAGUAGCCGGGUUGGCUGCUCUGCCCCGGUCUGCUCUGGUGCUUAGUUGACCGUGUCAGAGUUAUCUGAUUUAUCUAGAGGUGGCCUGGCCAGCUAAUAGCAGCUGCUGUCCAUAAAGUGCAGGCAAGCGGUGUUGCUUUGCCCGCACCUGCGUCCAGAUUCUGGUAUAUGGGUCCACUCCACGUCCUUUCUUUAUAGGCUGAUCAGAGUUCAUU